AUGUCGGAGCAACCUUGGCCUAAUACUCGAGAGGAUUGAUUGAAAGAUGUUAUUGGGGCAGGGGCAACGGCAGUUGUACAAGGUGCCCUGUGUAAACCAAGGAAUGAACCAGUGGCCAUAAAAAGGAUUAAUCUGGAAAAAUGCAAUACUACAGUAGAGGAGCUAUUGAAAGAGAUACAGGCAAUGAGCCAGUGCAAACACGAGAAUGUGGUAGGCUAUCAUACGUCAUUUGUUGUGAAGGACGAACUAUGGGUCAUCAUGAAGUUGUGCAGUGGUGGUUCCAUGCUGGAUCUCAUCAAGGUGAAAAUGCGUACGGGCAACUGCACCAACGGAGUCUUUGAUGAGCCCACCAUCGCCACCAUUCUCAAGGAGGUGUUGAAAGGUCUCGAGUAUUUCCAUAGCAACGGGCAGAUCCACAGAGAUAUCAAGGCUGGCAACAUUCUUCUGGGGAAAGAUGGAGCUGUUUAUAUAGCAGAUUUUGGUGUGUCAGCAUGGCUGGCUACAGGGAAGGAUCAGACCCGUGACUCUGUGAGACAUACGUUUGUGGGCACACCUUGCUGGAUGGCACCAGAAGUCAUGGAACAGGUGACUGGUUAUGACUUCAAGGCCGACAUCUGGAGUCUGGGUAUAACUGCCAUCGAACUUGCCACUGGGACAGCGCCCUAUCAUAAAUACCCUCCAAUGAAGGUGCUGAUGCUGACCUUGCAAAAUGACCCGCCAUCGCUGGACACUGGGGCGGAGGACAAAGACCAGUACAAGAACUACAGUAAAGUCUUCCGCAAGUUUGUGUCAGACUGCUUGAAAAAGGAGCCAGAGAAAAGGCCAACAGCCAAGCAACUGCUGAAGCAGGAGUUUAUCAAGAAAGCAAAGGACAAGGGGUAUCUGGUGAAGACACUUCUCUCAGAAGGCUCCUCUGUUAAACCUCAAAAGGUUAAACGUGUGCCCGGUUCCAGUGGACGGCUACACAAGACGGAGGACGGCACCUGGGAGUGGUCGGACGAUGAGAUGGACCCCGAGUCAGAGGACGGGCUGGCAGCAGCAGCUGAGACUGGGCGGAGAUUGCCCCUACAAGAUCUAGACGAAAAUGAAGAAGACAAUGAGUCCCCCAGGUUGAAGCAUUCAGAGGAUGACGACGAUGAUGAACUUGCGAGCGAUGCUGCAAAGCUGUCCCUGAACAAAGAAUAUGGUGGAGAAUACCAGUCUCCUGAGAAUACAAUGGAAGAAAAAUUAAGAUCAGCCCUGACAGAGAUAGAAGAUCCAUCAUCAUCUGCAACCACUCUAGAGGUGGAAAAUCCUGUCCCAAUUAAUCUUGUACUAAGAUUAAGGAAUGAAAAAAGGGAGCUAAAUGAUAUUAAAUUUGACUUCACUCCAGGUCAAGACUCCUCUGACAGUGUAUCCAGGGAACUGGUUGAGGCUGGUCUUGUGGAUGGGAAAGACAUGAUAGUUGUGGCAGCUAACUUACAGAAGAUACUAGACAAUAAACUUGUAAAAAGUCUAACUUUUGCAUUGAACUCUGGUUGUGCACCGCAUGAAGCCCCCUGUGAUAAAUCACUGAUCGGAUUCGCCCAGUUGACGAUCAAUGAAGCAUAACAUUUCCAAAGAAUUAGUUACUUUAUACAAAUUAUCGUCCAAAUUGGCGUCAACUGAGUGCUUCACUGUGUAUUGAUGGUCGCAUGGAAACAAAACAAUGUCUGCCAAUUGUGUUUAUUAGAAUGCCAUAAUUUUAAAUGGAUCUGCUUUGUUUUGUUAUAAAUGUAAUGUUUGUUAAUCUUACAACGAUUAUUUGAACAAAUAUGUAACUUGUAUUGGUAUUUCAGGGAUGCAGUGAAAUUUGUGUAGACUCUAAAUUGAUACAUUGAACGUGUUUUUUUCCUUGUUACCAUCAGUUAGGUAAUUGACUUAAAGGGAUCUUUUCACGCUUUGGUAAAUUGACAAAAUUGAAAAAAGUUGUUUCAGAUUCGUAAGUUUUCGUUUUAGUUAUGAUAUUUGUGAGGAAAUAGUAAUACUGAACAUUAACCAUGCUCUAAUAUAGACAUUAUAUGCAUCUUUUGACGAUUUUAAAACCUAAAAAUUAUAAAGCGUUGCAACGCGAAACGAUUGAAUAAUUUGGAGAGUUCUGUUUUUGUCGUUAAAUUUUGUGGAACUACGAAGAUUGCUUAUAUAAGGUAUAAAAUACGUCAAGAAUGUGUACUCGGCGGAAUAGCUCAGUAGGCUAAAGCGUUUUUACUUCAGGACUCUGGCAGGACUCCAGGGGUCACUGGUUCGAAACCUGCUCCGGGCAAUGUUCUUUUCCUUUUUUAAUUUUUUUUCUUGAUUUUUUACUGGAGCUUUUACGAUCCAAUGUUUACAUUUAUCAAUAUAAAGCAUUUAAUGAAUAAGUUAAAAAAAUGCCAAAAUCUGUUAAAAGGCCCCUUUAACCCAUAAAAGGCGUAUAAUUGUGGAUGCUUGAUACAAAUGAAUGAAUUUAUUUCAGUAAAGUUUCUUUAAAAAGUUUCCAAAAGUCAUAGUUUGCUCACAUAAUAAUUCUCAGAAUUUUACUACGUUUCUUCAUAAGUUCUUUCUAAUUUUUAAAGAAAGAUAUCCACUUUCUUCCCAUUUUAUUAUUGAUUAAUUCAGCUAUGGAUACAUGUUGAAGGAAAAAUGCCAGCAAAAUUCUGGUAUUGUGGUUCAGUGUGAUUGUUUGCAGAAGCAGAGAGACAUAUUUGAUAAACUUACACUACAAAGUUCCAAAUGAUUCAAGCAAAAUAUUGCCAAAUGUAUAAUGGUUUUGAAAAAGGGAGAAACACUACAAAGUUCCAAAUGAUUCAUGAAAAUGAUGCCAAAUUGAUAUUUGUUUUCAAAAAAUGGGAGAACAAUAUUGUGUUAUUAGUCUACAUUAAUGUGCAUAAAACAUUUUAACAAAACAAAUACUUCACAUGUAAACUUAUGGAAUUUGUUAUACUAGUAUCUUUUAACUAAAGGUUUUGUUUUCUUGUUGUCAAGUGACUACUAGAUUGAUGUUUUAACACAAAUUACAAGAAUUUGUUUUUGUUGCAUUGAGGCUAUUUCAUUUGGGUUAGAUAUCUAUAAUAUGUUUAGCUCACCUGAGCAUAAUAGUAACAUGCUCAUGGUGAGCUUUUGUGAUCACUUUUUGUCUGUCGUUGAUGGUUCGUAGUGCCUAAUUAACGUUUACUAAAACUGAUAAAAACUGAGCUGUUCUGUCAGGACUUAGUUUGGUGACCUGGGGACAUUGGCCAUUUUGAUAAAAUCUUUUGUUAUUUGCAACAGUCCGAUCUGUCAUGUAUUGUUUCAUGAUGUCUUAGUUAAAAAUGUGAAUACUUAGAAGAAGGACUGUUGUCAGUUAGCGACCUAAGUGACUAAUCUGUUUACCCAGAAAAAGUAAGAUUUGGAUUAAACAACUGAUGUUAUAGGACAGUUGGAUAUGUCGAAAUACUCAAACAAACAUAAAAUUAAACUUUAUUUUAAAAAAAUAUUGUUGAUUGUCUCACUAUCUCUCCGAGUGUCUUUGUUUGUCACAUCUAUAUUUUUUGAGUCGCCAUACUAAGGCUUGAUUGGUAGUUGUCAGCUUGGGUAAUACUUAAAUUAACCUGUGGUACUCUUACGUAUACUGAAGUGUACCAUGGGAAUGGAAAAUAUAUUAAAACGUACCCGGGAAUUCUAAGUCUAAUUUGGUCGUUUUCGGCUUCUUAUUUUUAUGCCCCCCUUUGAAGAAGAGGGGGUAUAUUGCUUUGCUCAUGUCGGUCGGUCUGUCGGUCCGUCCACCAGGUGGUUGUCAGACGAUAACUCAAGAACGCUUGGGCCUAGGAUCAUGAAACUUCAUAGGUACAUUGAUCAUGACUCGUAGAUGACCCCUAUUGAUUUUGAUGUCACUAGGUCAAAGGUCAAGGUCACGGUGACCAGAAAUAGUAAAAUGGCUUUUGAAUGAUAACUCAAGAACGCAUACGCCUAGGAUCAUAAAACUUCAUGGGUAGAUUGAUCAUGACUUGCAGAUGACCCCUAUUGAUUUUGAGGUCAAAGGUCAAGGUCACGGUGACCCGAAAUAGUUAAAUGGUUUCCGGAUGAUAACUUAAGAACGCAUACGCCUAGGAUCAUGAAACUUCAUAGGUAGAUUGAUCAUGACUCGCAGAUGACCCUUAUUGAUUUUGAGGUCACUAGGUCAAAGGUCAAGGUCACGUUGACCCGAAAUAGUAAAAUCGUUUUCCGAUGAUAACUCAAGAACGCAUACGCCUAGGAUCAUGAAACUUCAUAGGUAGAUUGAUCAUGACUUGCCGAUGACCCCUAUUGAUUUUGAGGUCACAAGGUCAAAGGUCAAGGUCACGGUGACCCGAAAUAGUAAAAUGAUUUUCGGAUGAUUACUCAAGAACGGUUUUGCCUAGGAUCAUGACACUUCAUAGGUACAUUGAUCGUGACUUGCAAAUGACCCCUAUUGAUUUUCAGGUCACUAGGUCAAAGGUCAAGGUCACAGAGACAAAAAUUAUAUUCACACAAUGGCUGCCACUACAAUGGACAGCCCAUAUGGGGGGCAUGCAUGUUUUACAAACAGCCCUUGUUCAAAUUAAUUAUGGUCAUAUGUAUGUUAAUGUUCUGUUAAAUGGCAUGUAUAUUUUGUAACUCGUGCUCUAAAAGCAUGUUGAGGCAGGUUUUUUUUGUUUUUUUAAGAUAUAUUUUUUCCUAUCCAGUAAUGCGUUUAACGACAUCGGAUUUUGGGUGGGAAUAAAACUUGGGUACAGUCCAGAUUGGCCGGAUACUUUUUAGUAUAUUUUCCGAACCCGGGGUACAUUUAAGUAUACUUAAGAGUGCUUAAAGUAUGUUUAAGUUGUACCUGCACCGCCAAUGACCAAUCAAGCCAGACUAGGCAUCAUAUGGGAGUAACUUAUGAGAGUAGCAGUUUCCCCUUCCCCUUGUGUGGAGCAUAACUUUUUAAACUGUUAAAGCUAUCAACAUGAAACAUCAUACAUAAAUCUAUUUGAGACGUGAUUUUGGGUGGGAAUAAAACUUGGGUACAGUCCAGAUUGGCCGGAUACUUUUUAGUAUAUUUUCAGAACCCGGGGUACUUUUAAGUAUACUUAAGAGUGCUUAGAGUAGGUUUAAGUUGUACCUGCACCGCCAAUGACCAAUCAAGCCAGACUAGGCAACAUAUGGAAGUAACUUAUGAGAGUAGCAGUUUCCCCUUCCCCUUGUGUGGAGCAUAACUUUUUAAACUGUUAAAGCUAUCAACAUGAAACAUCAUACAUAAAUCUAUUUGAGACGUGUAGUGUACAAGAACUGAUGCUAUGCACCUGGCGUUAAUGCCCUUCGUUUAUUUUCAUACUUCCUUUUUGUCUCAAGCCUAACUCUCAGGCUUUCAAAGAUACUAAUUUCAACUAAUUCCAUAUGAUCAAUAGCUCUGCAUCGCCUAGUUUUGGAGUUACAACCCUUGUUAAUCGUGAUACUUUUUCUUUUUAUGCCCCCUUUCGAAGAAGAGGGGGUAUAUUGCUUUGCUCAUGUCGGUCGGUCGGUCAGUAGGUCGGUCGGUCUGUCCACCAGGUGGUUUUCGGAUGAUAACUCAAGAACGCUUGGGGCUAGGAUCAUGAAACUUCAUAGGUACAUUGAUCAUGACUUGCAGAUGAACCCUAUUGAUUUUGAGGUCACUAGGUCAAAGGUCAAGGUCACGGUGACCCGAAAUAGUAAAAUGGUUUCCGGAUGAUAACUCAAGAACGCAUACGCCUAGGAUCAUGAAACUUCAUGGGUAGAUUGAUCAUGACUCGCAGAUGACCCCUAUUGAUUUUGAGGUCACUAGGUCAAAGGUCAAGGUCAUGGUGACCCGAAAUAGUAAAAUUAUUUUCGGAUGAUAAUUCAAGAACGCAUAUGCCUAGGAUCAUGAAACUUUAUAGGUAGAUUGAUCAUGACUUGCAGAUGACCCCUAUUGAUUUUCAGGUCACUAGGUCAAAGUUCAAGGUCACAGUGACCCGAAAUAGUAAAAUGAUUUUCGGAUGAUAACUCAAGAACGCAUAUGCCUAGGAUCAUGAAACUUCAUAGGUAGAUUGAUCAUGACUCGCAGAUGACCCCUAUUGAUUUUAAGGUCACAAGGUCAAAGGUCAAGGUCACGGUGACCCGAAAUAGUAAAAUGAUUUUCGGAUGAUAGCUCAAGAACGCUUUUGCCUAGGAUCAUGAUACUUCAUAGGUACAUUGAUCGUGACUUGCAGAUGACCCCUAUUGAUUUUCAGGUCACUUGGUCAAAGGUCAAGGUCACAGUGACAAAAGUCGUAUUCACACAAUGGCUGCCAGUACAACGGACAGCCCAUAUGGGGGGCAUGCAUGUUUUACAAACAGCCCUUGUUUGGAACGUAAUUCUCAAAUUCUAUGAAAGCUAUCAUAUCGAAAUUCAUACAUAGAUAGAUCUCCUGAAAGACAACCCUUACUUUGCAUUUCAUUCUACUUAUUACCCUAUGAAAAUUUAACUAUUAGAAGUAAUGUGACUUAUUCCAGAUUUUUUUAUAAUUUCUUACAUUUAAAAUUAGUGAUAAGAGUUCAGUGCAUUUAAUCAUUUGUCCGCAACUCAUUUUUAUAAUAAUAUGUCUUGUUAUUAUUUGAAGUGUUAUAGCAGUUAAAAUUGUGUUCUUCCGCAAAUGUUCUUUGUAUUUUUCUUAAAAUGUUACUUAUACACACUGAUUGUGCUGUUUUGUAGUUCUUAAUGUUAAAUAAUCACUUAAAAGAAAUGGGUUAUUAAAAUUUUAUUCAGUUGUCAAAACAGUCAGAUCUGUCAUGUAUUGUUUCAUGAUAUCUUAGUUAACCCUUUUAGUGCGGGAACCGAAUUUUGAAGGCCUUUGCAAACAGUUUGGAUCCAAAUGAGACGCCACAGAACGUGGUGUCUCAUCAGGAUCCAAACUGUUUGCUAUUCUGAUAGUAUUCUUUGAAAAAAAAAUCAAAGAAAAUGCUAAUUUUUGAAAUUUAGCAGACAACAUUUUAGCAGACUACAAAUUUCCCAGCAUGCAAAGGGUUAAUAGUGUGACUACUUAGCGACCUAAGUGAUUGAUCUGUUUACCCUGAAAAAGUAUGAUUUGGAAUAAUAUACCGCUGUUAUAUGACAGUUGAAUAUGGCGAAAUUCUCAAACAAACAUAAAAUUAAACUGUAUCUCAAACAGCAUACAUUUCUAAGCUUUAAGAGGUUUUACAUUUAGGUUUUUAAUUUUGGAUCCAAAUAAUGGUCUGAAACUGUGAUUGUAAUGAAGGUCUAGAAAUGCUUGUUAUACAGUCAAGAAUUGAGAAAGGAACUGUUUAAGAUUUCUGUGUCACUAUCACGUGCAAUAGAGGGAUGCUCAGUCCUUGAUAUUUAAAUAAUGCAAUUAACCUAUGAGCGGCGCUGUGGAAAAACAGGGCUUAAUGCAUAUGCGUUAAGUUUUGUCCCAGAUCAGCCUGCGCAGUCUACCCAGGCUAAUCAAGGACAACUCUUUUCAGGUUUAUGGAAUUUUUCAUUUAACUGAAGUCUCUUCUUAAUGAAAUCCAUUCUAGGGGGAAAGUGUCGUCCCUGAUUAGGCUGUGCGGACUGCAAAGGCUUAUCUGCAAUGAUGCUUAACACUUAUGCAUUAAGCCCUGUUUCUGUCCUCUACCGGUGAAACCGGAGGGGACUGAUGGUUUGCACUCCGUCUGUCUGUCAGUCUGUGUGUCUGUCUGUCAGUCAGUCCGUCACACUUUUCUGGAUCCUGCGAUAACUUAAAAAGUUCUUAAUAUUUUUUCAUGAAACUUGAAACAUGGAUAGAUUGCAAUAUGGAGAUUAUGCACGUCAUUUCAUUUUGUUUCUACGUCAAAAAUACUGGUUGCUAUGGCAACAAAUAUAUAAAAUAAAUAAAUACUGACAAUGGUUGAGUUUCACCGGUAGGGGACAAUAUUGCUUGGCAAUCUCUUGUUGAGUUUCACCGGUAGGGGACAAUAUUGCUUGGCAAUCUCUUGUUGAGUUUCACCGGUAGGGGACCAGCUAUUGCUUGGCAAUCUCUUGUUUCAGAGUGCCACUCAUAUAUUAGUCGCAUUUUGAAAAAAAUUGGCAUAAUGCAUGUGCGUUAAGUGUCGUCCCAGAUUAGUGUCUGCAAUCUGCACGGGCUAAUCAGGGAUGACACUUUCCGCUUUUAUAACAUUUAAAUUGAAUCUCUUCUUAGCAAAAUUCCAAUUUAGGCGGAAAGUGUCGUCCCUGAUUAACCUGUGCAGACUGCCCAGAUUUCUCAGAACGCAACCCAUAUAUGCAUUAAGCCCUGUUUUUCCAUAGUGCGGCUCAUAUAUUUAUGGGUAUGAUAAUUUCAGUAUUUGAAGCUUUAGUUUGUGUUGGUGAUAAUGUUAAUAUGUGCUGUGUUUUGAACAAUGCUUGUUCUUAUAGUAUGAAGUGUUUGUUUUUAUGUUCAAUCAUGUUCAUGCCAAAAACGUUUGAAAUUUCUUGUCUAAUCUAUUUGUCACAAGCUUUUACUAGUAUAUUAUAAUCAUCAACACUUUAAACACUUACCUCAUUAUCUGGAUAAGAAAUUUUCUGAUUAUUUUUUUAAUUACAACAAUAACAUUUUGUGAAUAUACUAAGCAUACUUUCAACUUAUAUGCUUAUUAACAAAAACUCGGAAUAAAUAUUAUUAUUUU
Messenger RNA from Dreissena polymorpha, 8598 nucleotides. Its product is annotated as serine/threonine-protein kinase OSR1-like. Gene Ontology annotation, molecular function: protein serine/threonine kinase activity; ATP binding. Lineage: Eukaryota; Metazoa; Mollusca; Bivalvia; Myida; Dreissenidae. Gene Ontology annotation, biological process: protein phosphorylation. The record is from RefSeq and is a predicted model, not a curated record.